CCUGGCGUUUGGCCGCAAAACCAGAGAACAAAUCCCCAAAACGCCCAGAAACGAAGAAACCAAAGAGCCAAAAGCCGAAAGAAACGUUUAUGCUUCUCGAAUGAAAACAACAUAUGGUUGCCCAGAAAUCUGCUGAAUUUUCAUGAGAUAUUAAAAAACCAAAUGAUUUAAAACUCGUCUAAAAGAAUAUUGAAAAAAAUUGAUUUUCUUUAAUAACAAAAAAAAAAAGUGUUAUGGAUUGUUUAACCCUAAAAGACUUUUGUGUUUUUAAAACAUUACAUUCCGUAUAAAGUGAACAACUAUGAAGUGAAUUCAAAAGUGAUUUUAACCAAAAUCCAAGGAUCAAUUUGUUGAUGUUCGUCUGAGUUCAACCUGCGAAAUGCCGUCGGAAAGUGGUUUGCAACAUCCGGAUGCCAUAAUGCUCUACUCCAAGUUCUUGUCAACUGCAUUGACGGUGACCACAGGCAACAGCUCCUCGGAUGGCACACUACUACUGAUUCAAACCACGGCAACUCCAAGUGGAGAAAUACCACCAACUGGAGGAUCCACAACACUCAAAGUGGGUGUGCCAUCGAUGAAUUCCUACCUGGUUAGCAUGGCUUGGCCAAAAUCGCUGGCGGUGGCCGUCUUCCUGAUCCUCAUCCUGGUCACCGUAGUGGGUAAUACACUCGUCAUCCUGGCUGUCCUGACCACGCGACGCCUUCGCACGGUGACCAAUUGCUUCGUGAUGAACUUGGCCAUCACCGAUUGGCUGGUCGGCACCUGUGUGAUGCCCCCCUCGGUGGUUCUCUACAUAACAGGCACUUGGCGCUUCGGCUGGAUACUGUGCGACAUUUGGAUCUCGCUGGACAUCCUCCUGUGCACCGGCUCCAUCCUCAGUCUGUGCGCCAUCAGUCUGGACAGGUAUCUCGCCGUAACACAACCCUUGACGUACUCCAAGAAGCGGCGUUCCAAGCGACUGGCCCUCCUCAUGAUUCUCGUCGUGUGGAUAACGGCCCUGUCAAUCACAUGUCCGCCCUACUUGGGCUGGUACGAGGCGGGCAGGCACCAGGCGGAGUUCGUCGACUGCCGCUACAACCAAAACAAGGGCUACGUCGUCUUCUCGGCCAUGGGAUCCUUCUUCAUUCCGCUCACCGUGAUGCUCUACGUCUACGUGAAGAUUGGUUAUGUGCUCACGUCACGGCGACAGCGUAUUGUUCGCGACGCGAACUCGGAGCGCACGGCGGACUACGACGUGGACGGGGACAACUUUAUCUCCGAGUCGGAGCACUACCACUGCACGCCAACCAAGUGGCUGCCGAACAGGAAGUCCCGCUGGAGGUUCAGUUCGCUGCACGACACCACCAACACCACCAACAACACCACCAACACCACCUCUGCGAAUUUGGCGAAGGGACAGCAGUCGUCGGUGAAGUGCGCCAAGUGCUCCACUUCGACUGGCACUCCGGGAACUGGAAGUGGACUGCCACUGGCGGACAAAGCGGACAAAACGCUGACGUUCAAGCAUCAGCCAACUUUUUACGAGCUGGUCGAGGUGUCGCGUCUCUCGUCGCUGAUUCACUGCUCGGCAAUUAGCUGCAAGUACGGCGGACCCUGCAUCCACUCCACGCCAUCCGGAUUGCAUUACGUGGGCACGGAGACCUCCUUUUCGGACACCUGCCUGAGUUCCACUUCGCCGGGCUUGGAGGUUACCGAGAAAUUGGAACCCGAAUCCAUGGCGAAAUCCCAACAAAAGCAACAGCAGCAGCAGCAGCAGAAUCAGAUUCACAACCACACCCAUCAUCAUCAUCAUCAGCAGCAUGGUAAUCAUCAGGGAUCGCAGAACCAUCACCACAACCACCAUCAUCGAAUGCCAAUGCGAGUUUCGACCACGAAACGUGAUAGCAAGACCGCCAAGACACUGACCAUCGUGAUGGGCGGCCUAAUUGCUUGCUGGCUGCCCUUCUUCGUUUACUACCUGCUAAUACCCUUCCUGCCGCGACCCGCCGUCCUCGAGGACCUCAUGUUCGGCUUCACCUGGAUUGGCUGGGUCAACUGUGCCAUCAACCCGUUCAUCUACGCCUUCUACAAUCCCGACUUUCGCACUGCCUUCUGGCGGCUCACCUGUCGUCCCAUUUGCAAGCAGAAGCGCCCUCCCAACCACUUGGCCAUGUUCCGUGGCUAGUUUCCAAGUUUCCGGCCUAAUGGAGCACUUAGAAGUGUCCAAGUCGCAGUCGCAUUCACUGGUUGCACAAUCGAAACUCAGUUUUUGGAGGGGGGAGUGUGGUCCUAACUACAGGAACUACCUCAGGCAUAUCCCUUUGCCUCUGCUGCUUUCGAAAACUUUAAAGUUAUGUACCAAAAAAAAGGAAGGAUAGUUAGUGGCAAAUGCAAAUGUGAAAGGUUUUUGGCCUAACUUUUUGGCAUCCCAGAAAAAGGACAAUGAAAUGCACAUUUUACUACAAGUGAAAUAAGAUGAAUUUGAUUUCAUUUCUUUUUAAAAAGUAUUCCUAAAGAAUAGUCAUAAAUUUAAGCAUAAACUAAAUUAUUAAACGAAAGGAAUUUCGCUUAGAAUAAAAAGUAUUUUAUAUAAAAUCUUAUUUAAAAUUAAUUGAUCGAAAAGAGAAAUUCCAUUUUACAAUCUAGUUACAUUGACAAUGAAGUUGUACUUCAUUAGCAUGUUUUCUGUUUAGCACAAAUUAAAUUGCACAAAAAUGCCUAUAAGGUCAAAUCUAUUUUUUCCACAAAAAGCAGCUAGCAAAGCGCUCUGGAUAAACUUUAACUAAAAGCCAUUAAAUGAAAUCAAAUGUUUAUAGCAUAGACGUGUUAAUUUGUUUGUCUGUCUGCCCGAAAAUGAAAUUAUUAUUUGGGCACACAAGUUCAAUGCUCAGGCCUUUUAGCAAAGUCGUGGCAUUUGCCUCAUGAGCCGAGUUUCCCCAUUAGUAUUCAUUUUGCAAAGAUCCAAGCUUUCAGUUACACUAUCUAUCCCCAGGCAAACGCAGAAACUAAAACUAAGAUACUUUGGGUAAAUAUUGGUUCAAAGACGAUUGCCUUGUUAAGCCAGAAAGUUGCCAGCAAAAAGAAAAAUCCUUUGAGGCUUCGAAAUCCCACUUUUCGAACAGUGGCUUUAAGGCCACUUCAAGGCGGUAUCUUUAAGAGCCAGUGGACCUGGCCGGAAGUCGGGUUUCUUUCCUAGACCAGAUCCCAAAUUGCUAUAUAGUAUUUUCGUUUGUGUGCGUGAGCGUUGAUUGUGCCGAGGAACGAGAAACGAAACGAAACAAAAGACAAAUUAUAGUAUUUGCGAGUCUUUGUUGCCUGACGGCGACUGUUGACCGUCAGGAUGAGCAGGAUGAUGAUGAUGGUGAUGAGCACGAGGACGUAGAUGUGGACAAGGACGAGGACGAGGAGGAGUCUACUGUUUCCUCAUCUUCAUCCACACUCCGAAUUCUUUGUUGUGUGCGUCUAUUUUUGUGUGUGUUUGCAGUGGCAGUAGCUUUAGCUUUAGCUUUAGCUUUAGUUGUAGUUGUAGUUGUAGUUUUAGCUGCCAACGACAUAUAUCCUGGCUGCGUCCUUUGUUGGCCAAGUCCGGUCAAGCCGGGAAGCCGGGCCUAACCCCGCAGGCACGGUACACAGUUGUCCGGCCAACCCAUUUAAUGUUUAAGCAAUCGCACGGCUCGGCACACGGCACUCAACGCUCGCCGCUCGAAAGCGAAAGUGAAUGCGAAACUGUAACUAAAACUGGGCCGGAUUUCAAGCUGCACUUGAGCCUCCUGGCAUUUUUAAUGACCUCUCGACCCAAGCCCCUUUGUCACACACACACACCCAUACUGUGACACACACACACACUGGCACUAGCACUAAACUCAUUAAGCAUUUUAGCCAAACUAAUUUGUAUAGUUGUAUUAUACUGGUAACCAACUAUGUAUGUAUGUUUGUACUUUAUAAAUGUUCACUUGGAAUGGAUCUCUGCAAGGACCAAUCGGCCAGCCGACAAGAGUCCUAGAAAUAAACUUUAAGUCAUA
Messenger RNA from Drosophila ficusphila, 4001 nucleotides. RefSeq names its product 5-hydroxytryptamine receptor 1B (gene TyrRII). The record is from RefSeq and is a predicted model, not a curated record. The transcript has 7 exons. Gene Ontology annotation, molecular function: G protein-coupled receptor activity. Bases 380 to 2164 code for a protein of 594 amino acids. Gene Ontology annotation, cellular component: membrane. Lineage: Eukaryota; Metazoa; Arthropoda; Insecta; Diptera; Drosophilidae. Gene Ontology annotation, biological process: adenylate cyclase-activating adrenergic receptor signaling pathway.